CUUGAGAGGGUGCGGGAGCGGGUUCCGGGCGGUAGGCGGGGCCUCACUGAGGACCCCGGGCUGGGCGCCGCCGCCGGCUCGUUUACCCUUUCCCUCAGCUGCCUCCUUUCAACCUUGUUCCCCUCGUCGGCGCGGCCUCUGGUGCAGCGGCGGCGGCGGCUCCCGUUCCUACCGCAGUUCUCUUCCCUCCUUCCCUCCCCGCCAGAUCCCCGAGUUCGCCCGCCAUGGCUUUACUCACUGCGGCCGCCCGGCUCUUCGGAGCUAAGAAUGCAUCCUGUCUUGUUCUUGCUGCCCGGCAUGCCAGUGCUUCUUCCACGAAUUUGAAAGACAUAUUGGCUGAUCUGAUACCUAAGGAGCAGGCCAGAAUUAAGACCUUCAGGCAGCAACAUGGCAAGACGGUGGUGGGCCAAAUGACUGUGGACAUGAUGUAUGGUGGCAUGAGAGGCAUGAAGGGAUUGGUAUAUGAAACAUCAGUUCUUGAUCCUGAUGAGGGCAUCCGUUUUCGAGGCUACAGUAUCCCUGAAUGCCAGAAACUGCUGCCCAAGGCUAAGGGUGGGGAAGAACCCCUGCCAGAGGGCUUAUUUUGGCUGCUGGUAACUGGACAAAUCCCAACAGAGGAACAGGUAUCUUGGCUCUCAGAAGAGUGGGCAAAGAGGGCAGCUCUGCCUUCCCAUGUGGUCACCAUGCUGGACAACUUUCCCACUAAUCUACACCCCAUGUCUCAGCUCAGUGCAGCCAUUACAGCUCUCAACAGUGAAAGCAACUUUGCCCGAGCAUAUGCAGAGGGUGUCAACCGAACCAAGUACUGGGAGUUGAUUUAUGAAGACUGUAUGGAUCUGAUUGCAAAGCUACCUUGUGUUGCAGCAAAGAUCUACCGGAAUCUCCAUCGAGAGGGCAGCAGUAUUGGGGCCAUUGAUUCUAAGCUGGACUGGUCCCACAAUUUCACCAACAUGUUAGGCUAUACUGACGCUCAGUUCACGGAGCUCAUGCGCUUGUACCUCACCAUCCACAGUGACCAUGAGGGUGGCAAUGUAAGUGCCCAUACCAGCCACUUGGUGGGCAGUGCCCUUUCAGACCCCUACUUGUCCUUCGCAGCAGCCAUGAAUGGGCUGGCAGGGCCCCUGCAUGGGCUGGCAAAUCAGGAAGUGCUUGUUUGGCUGACACAACUACAGAAGGAAGUUGGCAAAGAUGUGUCAGAUGAGAAGUUACGAGACUAUAUCUGGAACACACUCAACUCAGGACGGGUUAUCCCAGGCUAUGGCCAUGCAGUACUAAGGAAGACUGAUCCACGAUAUACCUGUCAACGAGAGUUUGCUCUGAAACACCUGCCUCAGGACCCCAUGUUUAAGCUGGUUGCUCAGCUGUACAAGAUUGUGCCCAAUGUCCUCCUAGAACAGGGCAAGGCCAAGAAUCCUUGGCCCAAUGUAGAUGCUCAUAGUGGAGUGCUGCUCCAGUACUAUGGCAUGACGGAGAUGAAUUACUACACAGUCCUGUUUGGGGUAUCACGGGCACUGGGUGUAUUAGCACAGCUCAUCUGGAGCCGAGCCCUAGGCUUCCCUCUAGAGAGGCCCAAGUCCAUGAGCACAGACGGUCUGAUGAAGUUUGUGGAGUCUAAGUCUGGGUGAAACUGAAGACUGGGAGAAACUAGCUACCGGAAAGUGAGGGAUCUUAAAGAAAAAAAAAAGUAUACUUUUGUUUCAGGGGGCUUUUAAAGACUUAAGAUUAAAUUGUAUCUGAGGCACUGAUGAUAAGUUUGAGGUUAAGAUAUUAAUUAAGAUUUUAAAAGAUGAAAAGUAACCCCUUCUUCCCUAACCAGCUCCUUUCCCCGGCCUGGUAUGAGCUGCCCAUCAACUGUAGGGUGACCAGGACUAAUGCAUGUGGUACGGGUUAGGUUUACCCGUGCCCCCACCCAGUCUCCAGAGUGAGAAUCUGGCUCCUCUUUCCCUAGGUCAAAGCUGGUUGCAGAGAAUCUGCAGUCACUUCAGCAGAGCUUUUGGUUCUACUCUGCCCACCCCUUAAUAGGCCAGCAAACCAGGACCCUGCCCCUUCUGUUUCCAUAGGAAUCAUGUUGGAUUGUCACCUAUACCAAGCCCCAUUAACCUCUCCGAUGCACACAGACACUUCCUAGCAAGACCGAUUGGUUAUGCUUUGGCUUUGUUUGUUUGUUUGUUUUUAAUGAUACCAGGUGAUCAUAAAGGCCAUGGUAUUUGUUGUGACUGGCACCCAGUGUUUGAUUUUUAUUUCUCUUUUUUAAAUUACCCCAUUAAAAUUAAGACCUGGGAGUGUUCUAUUCCCUAUUACUUGAAUACUCACCUCUUUCCAGAUUGUCUAUACCUGCUGCACCUCAAGCCAAGGUUGCUCUGGACCUUCCCCUCUUGGUCCCUAUUAGAGACCUCUUUCAGCAGGUUGUAUACAGCACUGUAUGAUAUUGUGGUCUUUCCCAUUAUUUGGCUUUAUCAGUGCUUAAUAUGAACUAAGCAUUUUACUUCCCUGGAACACAAGCCACUACCCUCUGACCUUUUUUCUUUCCCCUUUAAUAUGCUGUGGGCUAUAGAACAGGGACUUGGGAAUGACCAGCAUGAUAUCUUCAUGGCCUGAUCCCAGGGGUACUAGCACCUCUUUCUGAACAGGGAAAUGAGAUUGGACAUGGUCUCCUUUGAAUAUGAGGUACUGGGGCUGAGGGCAUUAAAAAUAGUAAACCUCCCUCCUCAUCCCCUGCCACAAGCAAAUAUCCCUUUAUUUAUCAGGGUUCUUAUCCUGCCCCUUCCCCAAGAGCUCACAGUACAGUGUUUGUUUUAGAAGCCCCAUAUGCACAGGUUUCCAGUGACUCAGAAUGCUCUACUGCCUUUUCUUUUCAAGAAAGGAUUAAAAAUACACUCCUGCUGUGCCCCCUUCCUCCCUCGCAACUCCUGCCUGUGUUUGUGUGGAUCCCAAAUCCCCAGAACCACGCUGUUGAGAUGGAUAAUACUGUCUGUAAACCCCUGGGUAACUGUCAAGUCAUGAUGCAGACUUCAGGUUGUUCUGUAUAAAAUGCAAAAUAAAUGUUUUUAUUAACAGUG
Molecule: messenger RNA, 3059 nt
Organism: Balaenoptera musculus (blue whale)
Lineage: Eukaryota; Metazoa; Chordata; Mammalia; Artiodactyla; Balaenopteridae
Gene: CS
Product: citrate synthase
Exons: 11
Coding region: 225-1625 (466 amino acids)
Biological process (GO): carbohydrate metabolic process; tricarboxylic acid cycle; citrate metabolic process
Cellular component (GO): mitochondrial matrix
Source: RefSeq, a predicted model, not a curated record